AUGCGCACAGCCCCCUCCAGGCCAGGAGUGAUUAAUGGAUGCCUGGAACUUGACCUACAUAUAUAUUCAGAAAUGUUUUGCCACCUGAGACCUGUGAGGAGGUUAUGUCCAGGAAAGAUAUUUCCAUACUGCUUUCUGUUAUCAAGAGCUUUAUCAGGAGCUGAAGCAGUCAAUGCCUUGAGGCCGUUUUAUUUUGCUGUACAUCCAGAUUUCUUUGGACAGCACCCCAGGGAAAGGGAAGUCAAUGAAAAUUCCCUUAAGAGAUUAAGUGCCUACUUAGAAAACCUUCAGAAACCAGGCUUCAAGUCUUUGAAACCAACCCAGCUUGUGUUUUAUGUAAGAGAAACAGAUCAGAAUCCCUCUGAUGGCCAGGAACACUUCAGCACUUCUGGAUUUCGAGCAGUCAAAUUUACUUUGCACACCAGAGAUCUGCUAAGCACAGUAUUAUAUAUUCUCAACUCCUGCAGUUUAUCUAUUGAACAUGUCCAAAGCUUGAAUACUAAUGUGCAUUCCCAGCCUCUCAAAGAGGCCAAAAGGACAUCUGACAGGCCCAUCAAAUGGGACAAGUCUUACUACUCCUUUACUGGAUUCAAGGACCCUGAUGAAGACCUCGAGCAAGUCUGGAGAACGGAAACAACCCUAACAUCCUGGUUAGAUAACAAUGGGAAAAGUGCUGUUAAAAAGCUGAAGAAUAGUUUGCCACUUAGAAAAGAACUCGAUCGUUUAAAAGAUGAACUGUCUCAUCAGUUGCAGCUGUCAGAUAUCAGGUGGCAGAGGAGCUGGGGCAUCGCCCACCGCUGUAGCCAGCUACACAGUUUAGGCCGCUUAGCCCAGCAGAACUUGGAAACGCUUAAAAAUGCAAAAGGAUGUACAAUAAUAUUUACAGACCGGUCCGGGAUGAGUGCAGUGGGCCAUGUGAUGCUAGGAACAAUGGAUGUCCAUCACCACUGGACAAAACUUUUUGAAAGAUUACCGAGUUAUUUUGACCUGCAGAGGAGGCUGACACAUUUGGAGGACCAAAUAAGCUAUCUUCUCGGUGGCAUCCAAGUUGUUUAUAUUGAAGAAUUACAGCCAGUGUUGACACUUGAAGAAUAUUACUCUCUUCUUGACGUGUUCUAUAAUAGACUCUUGAAAAGUCGAAUACCUUUUCACCCUCGAAGUCUGCGUGGUUUACAAAUGAUCCUUAACAGUGACAGAUAUGCCCCAAGCUUGCAUGAACUCGGGCAUUUUAACAUCCCAGUCCUUUGUGAUCCAGCAAACCUCCAGUGGUUUAUUCUCACCAAAGCCCAACAGGCAAGAGAGAACAUGAAGAGGAAAGAAGAGUUGAAGGUCAUUGAAGAUGAAUUGAUGCAGGCUUCCACGAAGAAAUUCUCUCUGGAAAGGUUUUACAAGGAGCCCAGCGUUUCUAGUAUACAGAUGGUGGAUUGCUGUAAGAGACUUCUAGAACAAUCGCUGCCUUACCUACAAGGGAUGCACCUUUGUGUUUCACAUUUCUACUCUGUCAUGCAGGAUGGAGACCUUUGUAUUCCUUGGAAUUGGAAGAAUGGAGAAGCCAUUAAAUAA
Budorcas taxicolor (takin) is the source of this 1563-nucleotide messenger RNA. It is a transcript of the gene TCAIM, whose product is annotated as T cell activation inhibitor, mitochondrial. Gene Ontology annotation, cellular component: mitochondrion. Lineage: Eukaryota; Metazoa; Chordata; Mammalia; Artiodactyla; Bovidae. The record is from RefSeq and is a predicted model, not a curated record. The coding region runs from base 1 to 1563 and encodes 520 amino acids. The transcript has 11 exons.